Zymoseptoria tritici IPO323 is the source of this 780-nucleotide messenger RNA. RefSeq lists its product as uncharacterized. Gene Ontology annotation, biological process: proteolysis. Bases 1 to 780 code for a protein of 259 amino acids. The transcript has 2 exons. Gene Ontology annotation, molecular function: cysteine-type peptidase activity; deNEDDylase activity. NCBI's taxonomy places the organism in Eukaryota, Fungi, Ascomycota, Dothideomycetes, Mycosphaerellales, Mycosphaerellaceae. The record is from RefSeq and is a predicted model, not a curated record.
AUGCCUCUCGUCAAAGACCCGCCGUCCUCCUCCAAACAUUCGCAUCGCAAUUCUGGUUCCGGCUUCCACCCAUUCGGAGGUCGUCUCAGCAGACGCUUUGGCGAUAAUCUUUCCCCCGACGACCCAUACCUGAGCUACCACGACGUACGGCUCACCCGCGAAGACGUCGACUCUAUCCGCCAAGAUGACUGGCUUACCGACAACGCCAUCUGCUUCUGGGAGGAAUACCUCGAGCGGGAAAAGCUCUCCGGCUACCCCAAAGCACACAUCGUCCUUCUCCGACCCAGCAUGUCCUUCAUGUUGCAAAACACUCAAGAUCCGCUCAGUCUGAAAUCCGCACUCCCCGACUUUACGAAAACCACACAUGUCUUCCUCCCUAUCAACGACUGCCGACGCGUGGAUGUUGCAGAGGGAGGGAGCCACUGGUCAUUACUCCUCGUCAGCAUCGUGGAUGGGGUGGCUUUCCACUACGACUCGCUGUCGCCUUCGAAUUACCACCACGCCAAACUCGUCGCGCAUCGUAUAAGUACAUUGCUGGGCAAACCGUUGCGGUUCAUAAACUUGGAGGACUCGCCCCAGCAGGAUAAUAGCAUGGACUGUGGGGUAUACGUGUGCUUGCUGAUGCAGCAUUUGCUCUUGAGCAAGUUAUUGCGGGCACAGGCUCAGGAUAAGAUCUCUAUGAGCAUGCGUGGGAAAGAGGUGGAUGCUGAGGGUGGCAGGAAGGAGAUGAUGAGGAUCAUUGAGGCGAGGAGAAAGGAGGGCGAGAGGAGGAGAUCGUGA